UGUUCAACCAGCAAACCGUUUCCAGCUAGGAUUCGAGCAGAGGACCAUCUCGCGCCAUUGACGUCAUAAUGAGCAGGGCCAGCUAUAGGUUCGAUGACCUGUGACGCGUGUGUGUCCUUCCCGGCAUACAAUGGGAUGUGCGGCGUCCAUCAAGUUCGCGGACCUGAAGAACGAGUCCCUGCCGGAACCCGAGGCCCCUCUCCCGCCCGACCCCCGUCUGCCGCUCGAUCCCUGGCAGAAGUUCUACCUCGAGAAGUCGUGGAAAACCGUUGCGAGAAACAUCGACAAGGCAGGGAUGAUCAUGUUUGUGAAGUUACUCCGUGACUACCCAGAGAUCCAACAGAAGUGGCCCCAGCUGAAACACCUCACAGACGAAGAGGUUACGAAAAGUGUCUACCUCAUGAACCUCGCCACGCGGAUCUUUGACACGCUGGACCACGCCAUCGACUCACUGGGAGACCUGGACUAUCUCAUACCGCUGUUGAAGAGGCUGGGACAGAUGCACGCCGACAUGAAGAUCAUGGAUCCGGAGGAUAUCUGGAAAAUGGAGAGGCCGUUUCUGGAGUCUGUGCGCGCCUGCCUGGAGGACAGGUUCACCUACAAGUACGAGGAGAUCUACAGCAAAUUCAUCAUCUUCAUCAUCGAGACUGUCGUCAUCGGGUUCGAUCCCCACUGACAAUUGUACAAAUGGUCCUGUAAAACCCCAUUUUCAGGCCCAAUAGCCCCGAAGGAGCUCGACAUGACCUGCAAAUUCGUCAUCAACACCGGGUACGGUUCGACUCCGUCUGAUUUUCACAAUACAAAUCGUUUGUUACAAGCCCUUCAACAUACUGCUCUGCAAGACCCCAUACCCACUGGCUAAAUUCACUUGAUGAUGAACCUUUUUUAUUGGAAUUGUUACUUUUGGGCUGCUGUGAUUGAGUUUUCAUGAUCUUUGAUCGGCAGGGGAAUCAUUACGUAAAAGGAGUUCGCGGAACUUGCACGGAUAAACAGUUUAUUGGGACAACACUUUACGGUUACGGGUUCCAACAGAUGGAGCCAAAUAUCUGCUUGGCGAAUAGGUUAGGUAGCCUUUGAUGAAGAAUAGACCUAUUUUCGCCAUAACUUUAGAUCUGAAAAGGUUACAGUCGAAACUACAGUUACAUUGAAGUAUAAAUCUGACGGCGACAAUGUAAAAUAAUACGUUCUGUAAAUAGUGUAAAACGUUACAACCUACAGACAACUAUGUUAAUUUUGAGCAAUGCAGCACCGCCCUCUUGCGAGAUUUGUACAAUUGCAAACAUAGGCGUUGCAAAAAUGAGAAACUGUAUGAAGAAACCACCUACCUCUGAAUUGUCAAUUGUUACAUCUAACAUUGAAUACAUUUUCAUAAGUUUUCAUUGAAGAAGACUUAAUAUAUUUCCAAACGUCCUGAUAUGUGAAGUGAAACUUUACCUUCUUUUCCGGAAAAGCCAUUUAGAGUAUUGCUGCCUUGCUGUCUACCUUAAAAAGAGUGCUUGAAUGUAUAUAGAUUCUGAGCGCUGACUGAAACAUUUUUGCACAAACCCUGCUAUGCAAUAUGUAUCCUCCUGCUAUCAUAACCAUAGUUAUUACCUUAAAACUUCCAAGCAGAAGUGAUAUACUGUUUUUGGCUUUGUAUGCAAGCCAGGUUUAACUUCACUUAUGUAGUGUAGAGAAUCUGUAGAUAGCUGCGAUUUGUUAAAACCCUACAGGCGAAACCCUACAGUGUGUUGUAAGCUGUCACUGGACUUUCUAAGGCUAACACGCUACUGAUAUAAAUUUAGUUCCAUGCAGAAUCACUUGUGAAAAUAGAUUGGUUGUUGAUGUUUAAGAUUUGUCUAAGAUCUCAUAGCAAGUCACAUGUAGUUAAGUGGUCCUAUACCAUUUUAUUGUACAUAAAUGAAGCAAGAAAGUAAUUUUGAUGCAUGUUAUACUGAGAUUAAAUUUUCAAAGACACCUCAAAUCAGUUGUCAAUGUUUUUUUCUUCCUGGUAAGCAAAUUUCAUGUUUCAUGUAAUUUCUAGUAUAGACUAUUGAAUGCAUUAGCGAUGUCACCAUAAUCUGUUACAUAUCCAUGAAUCUCUAUUCGGGUAUCAACAUUA
This is a messenger RNA of Branchiostoma floridae (Florida lancelet), 2101 nucleotides long. RefSeq lists its product as uncharacterized. The record is from RefSeq and is a predicted model, not a curated record. Gene Ontology annotation, molecular function: heme binding; oxygen binding. The coding region runs from base 131 to 676 and encodes 181 amino acids. The transcript has 3 exons. Lineage: Eukaryota; Metazoa; Chordata; Leptocardii; Amphioxiformes; Branchiostomatidae.